CUCAAGCCAGCUUUGGAUUUCUCAGCUAGAGCUGAAGAAGUAGAGAAAUCAAAACUUUUGCGCCUCAUCUGACGUCGUUCCGUGAGAGCAUAACCCGCGGUGUUUGCCAAGGGCGCUGAUGACAGCUGACAAACGCCGAACUCCUGGCAGCCUGUGCCUGUGAUUGGUUGCAUCGUCCGUUGCUCGUGUCCUCUUCCAACAUGACUGGCAUACUCAAAAACUGCUGUCCAUUGCCACGGUAGUGGCUCCGUGACUCCAGGCAUCAUCACUGAACAAGUUGUAUUGCUUGAAUCAUGGUCAGCCAGGAAGAAGCCAGACCACCAUUCCCGCCCUUCACCGAAGACACCGCGAGGACUAAGGUGAAGGCGGCCCAGGAUGGAUGGAACUCCAAAAACCCCGCAAAAGUGAAGAUGGCUUACACCGUCGACUCCAUCUGGCGCAACAGAGACGCCUUUCUCAAAGGUCGAGAUGAGAUUGAGCAAUGGCUCACCAAGAAAUGGGAGAGGGAGAAUGGCUACCGGCUGCGCAAGGAGUUGUUCGCUUUCACCGAAAACAAGAUUGCCGUCCAAUUUUGGUACGAAUGGUAUGAUGAGUCGGGACAGUGGUGGCGGACGUAUGGUCUCGAGGAUUGGACCUUUGCUGAGAAUGGGCUUAUGCGCAAGAGGCAGAUGAGCGGGAACGAUGUCAAAAUUGAAGACGCGCAGAGGUGGUUCCGGGAUGGCGUUGACGUGAACACCGUUGACAUUUCUGAGAGGCACUGGUAGAUGGUAUCCCCUGAGCCAAGACAUUGUCCGAACUGGAAAAAUUCGAAUCCUUCCCGUAGACUAGUAGCCCAUGACUGACUUCCAAUGGCUCGUGCUGUGGCUCAUGUUCCUGGCGGCAGGCUUUUUGUCUCGAAGUAAUAAGUCCAGAAUUUUAACGGCUGACACUUGUGCGUCUAUUGGAUAGAUCUAUCCAGUGUUGAAAUCAGUGUCGCAAUUAUGCUGUGAUGUCUCGAGGUUUGUGGAAAUGUUAUCAAUCAGAUGAGGAGCGCGACAGUCACAAGUCUUGUCAAGACAUUCCAUA
Molecule: messenger RNA, 1065 nt
Organism: Colletotrichum phormii
Lineage: Eukaryota; Fungi; Ascomycota; Sordariomycetes; Glomerellales; Glomerellaceae
Exons: 3
Coding region: 294-764 (156 amino acids)
Source: RefSeq, a predicted model, not a curated record